AUGGAUGAGCUGAAGUCGUGGCUGGCGAGACUUCCUGCUCCCACUGACCUCGUCAUCCUCAUCGACACCCGGCUCAUCGACAGAAUCCCCAACCUGGACUUAAAGUUUCGACCGCACGCCUCCGCUCACGCCCCAGCACUACUCUCUACCGUCAACACCACAGGGAGGCCCACUCUCAUCGGUGGUGUCUCCAUUCUAUCUUUCAACAGGGCUAUCUCACUGUCCUCUCCACUCCCCUCCGCGGAUGGCAGACUUCUCACUGUACACCUCAACUAUCUCUGUGAGCAAAUCCGCCUUAUCGCCAUAUACGCCCCCACACAGUUCUACGAGCGCAGGAUGUGGUGGACCACCACACUCGUCCCGGCUCUAGAAGCCCCGACCGCUGCUGCUGCAUCCAUGCUUGUCGGAGACUUCAAUUUGGUAAUCCUUCCCAUCGACAGAAACCGCCCUCCCAAAGACUUCGAGGUCCGUGAGGGCGCUUCAUUCGCCAAACUCAUGGAUAAUCACGCACUGGUCGACACCUUUUGUGAACUCUACCCCACGCCGACAGACGUCUUCUCCUUCUAUGGGAGGCAGCGUCACAAUACUGCAACGCCGCCCACCUCCUCCCGACUCGACAGGAUAUACAUCUCUCGGGCCUUCGUAUCACGUCUUGCUGCAUGUCCGUACAUCCAAACCCGCACGGCAAUCACGGACCACCUCUACGCCCCCCUCUGCUCACUUAGCUUCAUCAACCCAACUGUUGCCCCUCGACCAUGGCGACUCCGACAGCAUCUACUCAUGCGCCCCCAUGUCUCACAAAUCAUUGACUCCGCCAUCGCAGUCUUCCCAUCCACCCCUUCCCCGGACUUCUGGGACAGAUGGAAACUCGACCUCACCCUUACCCUCAAGCGUUUUUCCAACCAGGAGAGACGUCGCGUCGAUGGUACGGUCGCUCAUCUCGAACAUACCAUCGGCUCCCUACAGCGACAUGCAGCGUACACGCCCCUGACUCAGGCCGCGUCCAACUGCCUUGACCAAGCAAGACUCCAUCUGGCUAGGUAUGAAGCUGCGAAAGCCUCCGAGAUUGCGCUCAAGGCCAAGCUCAAAGUGGAAGGGCACAGAAAAAUGGGAGUGUCCUCUCUUCUUUCUGGCCUCAACUCAUGGAUCAAAGGCUCGAUCAUCAGCUCGCUGAUCUUACCUAAUGGACAGACGACUUCGGACCUCCCCACCAUGACCAACAUGUGCUCCAACUUCUUCCAGACACUCUACAGCGGUAACAACCCCAUCGCCCCAAGCAGGUUCUUUUGGCAACACAUCCCCCCCUCCUCCAUCCCGGACCCCUUACUCCUACGACUCAGCGCCCCCCUUUCCCUAGCUGAAAUUGGAAAAGCGAUGAUAUCCCUGUCCCGAGGUAAAACCCCCGGCCCAGACGGCCUUCCCGGGAAACUUUUUCGGCAAUUUUCCCCGCGUUUUGAACCGCCCUUCCACUCCCUGCUCUCCUCAAUACAGCCACUCUCUCGCCUACCUCCGUUCAUGCUGACCGGGCGCACUGUCCUUAUUCCAAAAAGAAGUGACUCCUCGCUAGUAGAGAAUCUCCGCCCCAUCACCCUCAUGAACGCCGACUACAAAGUCCUCGCUCUCUGUCUGGCUAGCCGCCUUCAGCUCGUUCUCCCCCAGCUCAUCCACCCAUCACAAACCGCCUUCAUUAAAAACAGGAAAAUCGGAGACACAAUCAACGAUACCCUCGACAUCAUGGACUGGGCGGCCUUCUCUUCGGCCCCUCUUCUCGCUCUUACGGUGGACUUUCGGAAGGCCUAUGACCUCGUCGAUCGGCCUUUUCUCUUCCAAGCCUUAGCGGUCCUCGGUCUCCCUGCAUCCUUCAUCCAUUGGGUACGACUAAUGCACUCCGACACGAACACACGAAUCUUGGUCAACAACAUGCUCGGCCCCACCUUCCCCGUCCGUACGGGCGUCCGACAGGGCUGCCCUCUGGCGCCUCUACUCUUCGUUUGUGUCAUUGAGAUCUUUCACCGCUAUAUGGCCCUCUUCCUCCCCGGCUUCGCUCUGUCCCCCGCCGAACGCCGACUCAUGGCAUGCUACGCGGACGACGUAACACUCUUCCUCACAUCCGACACAGAGCUCGGCAUCGCAGUGAUGCUCCUAGGCGUCUUUGGAUCCGUGUCUGGGGAGGUCCCCAACUGGAACUAA
Molecule: messenger RNA, 2190 nt
Organism: Closterium sp. Yama58-4
Lineage: Eukaryota; Viridiplantae; Streptophyta; Zygnematophyceae; Desmidiales; Closteriaceae
Source: the annotation of a GenBank genome assembly